UACCUUAAACUAACAUUCACAUCUCAUAAUAAGUACACAAAACACUAUAAGUUCUUGUAGUGCAGCUUCCUAAAACAAAUUCACUUAAACCUUUUUGUUAUACUUUUUAUUAGUUCAUCACCAAAUCUAUUAGGUAGUUAAUUAGUAGGGCGCAUUGAACAAAUGGGUAGCACCAAGGCCAUUGGUGUCACAUUCUUGAUUUUGCUGCUUGUGGACCUUUCCUUAGCUGCUAGAUCAUUGAAGGCAACUAAAGGUAGAGGUGGAGGAGGAGGUGGUGGUGGUGGUCGAGGUGGUGGCGGCGGUGGUGGUGCCGAUGCCCUCGGGUCGGGGUAUGGUUCGGGGUAUGGCUCUGGAAGUGGUUCGGGAUAUGGUAGCGGGGGAGGAAAAGCUGGUGGUGGUGGAGGAGGAGGAGGUGGCGGCGGUGGAGGUGGAGGUGGGGAAGGAGGAGCUAAUGGUUCUGGGUCGGGUAGUGGAUAUGGAUCCGGAUAUGGUAGCGGGUCGGGUUACGGAAGUGGGGGUGGGAAUGGAGGUGGUGGAGGUGGUGGUGGCGGCAGAGGAGGAGGUGGAGGUGGAGGCUCAGGAAUAGGAGGUGGGUCUGGUUAUGGAAGUGGGAGUGGAUAUGGAAGUGGAGGCGGUAGAGGUGGUAGCGGCGGUGGAGGUGGUGGUGGAGGCGGCGGCGGAGGUGGGGGUGGUGGUGGUAGAUCAGGAAAUGGUUCGGGCUAUGGUAGUGGUUCGGGUUAUGGUGAAGGAUAUGGUUCCGGAUAUGGUGAAGGAGACAAUGGUGAUUUUUCUCCAUGAAACACAAAUAAUAAAACCUUAUAGUUUGUCUUUCUUUUUAGGCAUAGCUAGCCAUUAUUAUUAUUCAAAUGUUAGUGAAAAUAAAGGUGCAGCAAUUGAUUAAAUCACCAUCAAGUUUAUGCAUGUGGAGCAUAUAAUAAUCUUAGGCGGUGUAACAACGUUGCUUGCAUGGGGUUUGUAUACGUGCAUGUGUUGUAUUUUGGUAUAUUACAAAUUCUUACUCUGCUGUAUUAUUAUAAUCAUCGUACAAAUUAUUGGAAUAAAAUAUAUUUGACACCGAAAAAA
Messenger RNA from Cannabis sativa, 1083 nucleotides. Its product is annotated as putative glycine-rich cell wall structural protein 1. The record is from RefSeq and is a predicted model, not a curated record. Bases 163 to 798 code for a protein of 211 amino acids. NCBI's taxonomy places the organism in Eukaryota, Viridiplantae, Streptophyta, Magnoliopsida, Rosales, Cannabaceae. The transcript has a single exon.